AUGUCACAGUUCUUCGAAGCUGCUACUCCCGUUGCAAUCCCUACAAGCAAUGCCAACGGCGGCACCAGUGAUGCCGGCAGCGCCGCCACUGGCGCCGCCCCUGUUGUUGGCGCCACCUCUCAACCUACCAUCAAUCAUAGGCUAUUGCUGUCUCUGAAAGAGGCUGCCAAGAUCAUUGGCACCAAGGGCUCUACCAUCUCACGCAUAAGAGCUUCCAACUCCGUCAAGAUUGGUAUUUCUGAAAAGGUACCCGGUUGUUCCGACAGAAUUCUAUCCUGUGCAGGUAAUGUAAUUAAUGUGGCGAACGCCAUCGGUGAUAUUGUUGACGUGCUCAACAAGCGGAAUCCCGAGAAUGAGGAUGCCGCUGAAGGCGAGAUCGAGGAGCACUAUAACUUCCAUUUCCUGAACCAUAUUUUGCCAGCUCCCUCUAAGGGCGAAAUUAGAGACCUGCAACAACUAGAAAACAUUGGUUAUGUGAGGCUCAUUGUGGCAAAUUCCCACAUCUCUUCGAUCAUCGGCAAGGCUGGCGCCACCAUUAAGUCUCUUAUCAAUAAGCACGGCGUCAAGAUUGUGGCCUCCAAGGACUUCUUGCCUGCUAGUGACGAGAGAAUCAUUGAGAUCCAAGGUUUUCCAGGUUCCAUCACGAACGUACUCAUUGAAAUCAGCGAGAUUAUUUUGAGUGAUGUUGACGUGAGAUUCAGCACAGAAAGAUCUUAUUUUCCUCAUUUAAAAAAGUCGUCUGGUGAACCUACCCCCGCUUCUAGUUCUUCCAACACUAAAAUUGAAUUGAAGAUCCCAGAACUUUACGUGGGUGCCAUUAUUGGUCGUGGAAUGAACAGAAUCAAAAACUUGAAAACUUUUACUAAAACUAAUAUUGUUGUGGAAAGGAAGGAUGAUGACGACAAGGACGAAAAUUUUAGAAAAUUCAUAAUCACAAGUAAAUUCCCGAAGAAUGUAAAACUCGCUGAAUCCAUGCUUUUGAAAAACCUGAAUACCGAAAUUGAGAAGCGUGAAAACUAUAAGAGAAAGCUGGAAGCCUCGGAAGGAAGUACCACUGCUGUUUCUGAACAUUCCGAUGUUCCUUCCUCUUCCGAAGAGAAGGAAGAAGUGCAGGAGGAACAUGACAAUGAAGGACAACAGUAG
This is a messenger RNA of Saccharomyces mikatae IFO 1815, 1143 nucleotides long. It is a transcript of the gene HEK2, whose product is annotated as Hek2p. Gene Ontology annotation, molecular function: mRNA 3'-UTR AU-rich region binding. Gene Ontology annotation, biological process: 3'-UTR-mediated mRNA stabilization. Lineage: Eukaryota; Fungi; Ascomycota; Saccharomycetes; Saccharomycetales; Saccharomycetaceae. Gene Ontology annotation, cellular component: nucleus; cytoplasm. The coding region runs from base 1 to 1143 and encodes 380 amino acids. The transcript has a single exon. The record is from RefSeq and is a predicted model, not a curated record.